This is a messenger RNA of Rhodotorula toruloides NP11, 2709 nucleotides long. RefSeq names its product chitin synthase, glycosyltransferase family 2 protein. Gene Ontology annotation, molecular function: chitin synthase activity. NCBI's taxonomy places the organism in Eukaryota, Fungi, Basidiomycota, Microbotryomycetes, Sporidiobolales, Sporidiobolaceae. Gene Ontology annotation, cellular component: cell periphery; cell septum. The transcript has 20 exons. The record is from RefSeq and is a predicted model, not a curated record. The coding region runs from base 1 to 2709 and encodes 902 amino acids.
AUGCAUCGCAGGCCCAACGAACCCUACCAUCCCCCCUCUUCACCAUUCCAGAGUCGACCGGAUGCGUCCCCAACUCCGCAGAGGCCGCAGGGGCCGGGUUACGCAGGAGGAGGGCAAGGGAGUACCCAGAUGCAGCCCCAGCCGAGCUACCAUUCGCAUAGGAGUCAGGACCCGUAUGAUGAGACGGCGAAUCUGUAUGGUUUCUAUGCUGCGGAGGACAACGCCUCGACGACCUCUCACACGGCAUUGAACAUGCCAGUCACGGAGAAGGACUACUACCACUCUCCUCCUCCCGCAUCUCAGCACCUUCUCAGCCCUCACUACUCCCCUUCUCACCAGAUCCCCGCCUACCCUCCCCCUCCCUCUCCUUCAGCGCACUACAUCCCCAUGCCCUCUCCGCAUGGCUACUUUCCCCCUCAACCACUCUUCUCCCCCUCCUUCCAGCCCGGAGCCUACUACGAAUCCUCCUCGCACUACGCUCAAGCCCGUCAAGCAGUCAUGGAGCGCCGCGAGCAGAAGAAGGUCGAGUUGGUUGAUGGACACCUCGUGUUGGAGUUGAAUGUCCCGAGGAGCUUGAAGCAGAUUUCGAGGUUUGCGGGGGAGGAUCUGAGGGAGGAGAGUGGGAAGUUGAGGUACACCGCCGUCACCGACGACCCCGACGACUUCACCCGUCAACGCUACCGUCUCCGCCAGGUCCUCGCAGGUCGUCAGACCGAGCUCUUCAUCUGCUGUACUAUGUACAACGAAGACGAAGAACUCUUCUGUCGGACUUUCCGCUCGGUCAUCAAGAACAUCCAGCACUUGCAGUCGCGAACGAAGAGCAAGACUUGGGGUGUCGAGAGCUGGAAGAAGGUCGUCGUCUGCAUCGUCUCGGACGGACGAGCGAAAAUCAACCCUCGCACGCUCAAGAUCCUCGGCUUGCAAGGGGUGUACCAGGACGGCGUCAUGAAGGACUCGGUUGAGGGCAGGGACACCCAGGCGCACGUGUUCGAGUACACGACGCAGGUGAUGGUUGAUUCGGAUGGGACGGUCAAGGCGGGGAUCUCGCCUAUCCAGGUCAUCUUCUGCCUCAAAGAGCAGAACCAGAAGAAGCUCAACUCGCACCGCUGGGCAUUCAAUGCCUUCGCCCCUCAGCUCCGACCCAACGUCUGCGUCCUAAUCGACGUCGGCACGAAGCCCGCCUCGGACUCGAUCUACAAACUCUGGAAGGCGUUCGACAAGCAUCCGCAUGUCGGCGGAGCGUGCGGCGAGAUCACGGUUGACCUUGCGAAGGGAUGGAGGAACUUGGUCAAUCCGCUUGUCGCGGCGCAGAACUUCGAGUACAAGAUGUCGCACAUCCUCGACAAGUCGCUCGAGAGCGUCUUCGGGUUCAUCUCGGUCCUUCCUGGCGCGUUCUCCGCCUACCGGUACAAAGCUCUGCUCGGCGACCCGCUUCAGGCGUACUUUGCCGGCGAGAAGAUGCACCAGCCCGGCAACAUCGCGUCUCUUUCGGACUCGAACAUGUAUCUCGCCGAAGACCGCAUCCUCUGCUUCGAGAUCGUGACGAAGAAGCGCGAGGCUUGGGUUCUCCGGUUCGUCAAGGGCGCGCAAGCGAGUACCGACGUACCCGAUUCGGUGGCUGAGUUCAUCUCGCAACGCCGUCGCUGGAUGAACGGCGCGUUCUUCGCGGCGCUCUACGCGACGACCCACUACUACCGCGUCUGGACAAGCGGCCAGAACGUCUUCCGCUGCAUGUGGCUGUCGAUCAUCUUUCUCUACAACGCCAUCACCCUCAUCUUCUCCUUCCUCGGCCUCUCCUCCUUCUACCUCGCCUUCUACUUCCUCUGCACCUCCGCGACUUCCGAUGCGUCGAAAGACCCGUUCGGCGGCUACGGAAGUGACGUGAUCGACGUCGCAAACUGGGUUUACGUUGCCACAAUCGGCGUGUGCAUCGUCUGCGCGCUCGGGAACAAGCCAUCUGGGUCGAGGUGGUGGUAUAUCCUCGUCAUGCUCGUAUUUGCGGCGCUUUUCGGCAUCGCGAUCUAUUGCACCGGCUGGGUCGUCUACAACUCCGUCCCGCACACCGUCGCCGGCUGGAAAGACAUCAAAGAUCUGCUCGCGACGUCCGCCUUCCGCAACUUGGUCAUCAGUAUCGGCGCAACGCUCGGACUGUAUAUCAUGUCGUCGCUGCUUCACCUCGACCCGUGGCACGUCCUCACCUGCUUCGUCCAGUACAUGAUGUACUUGCCGAGUUUCAUGAUCGUGCUGCAGAUCUAUGCCUUCGCCAAUCUGCACGACCUCGCGUGGGGCACGAAGGGCGACACGACCGUCAAAGAUCUCGGCGGGACCAAGAAGACAAAGACGGCCGACGGCAAGGAGGUUCUCGAGGUUGCGGUUCCGACGAAGGACGAGGAUAUCGACGAGUUGUGGCAGCACAUGAAGCAGGACAUUGCUACGCCGCAGACCAAGACGAAGAGCAAGCGAAGCGCCGACCAGAAGCAGGCCGACCACUUCGCCAACAUCCGCACGAACACUCUCCUCUUCUACCUCGGCGCAAACCUCUGCCUCGCGAUCGUCUUCUCGUCAACCAAACUGUGGACGAAAAUCCUCCACGUCGACGGCUCGGUGUCGUACUACUCGAUCGCCAUCUUCUGGGCAGUAGCUGGUCUAUCUGCCUUCCGCUUCAUCGGCUCGACUAUGUAUCUCGUCAUGCGUCUGUUCGGGCACUAG